UGUUGGCUCGACGCUGAUAAGCCCAUACUUCGGCAGAUCAGUUCCCAUGCAAGCGACGCUAAAUUUUAUUUUAUCGUCAAAUUCUAUACCCCGAAUCCCAUCGACCUAGAAGAGGAGUAUACAAGGUAUCUUCUCACACUUCAAAUUCGAAGGGAUCUGUCUGUAGGAGAGCUGCACUGCGCCGAAACUACGGCAGCACUUCUUGCGGCGUAUUUAGUCCAGUCCGAAUGCGGAGAUUUCUCAGCUGAAGACUAUCCUGAUGCCACUUACCUCUCUCACUCUCGAUUUAUACCCCAUCAAACUAUUGAGUUCCAACAGAAAGUGAUGGAAAAUCACAGAAACUUGAUGUGA
This is a messenger RNA of Cylicostephanus goldi, 351 nucleotides long. The record is from the annotation of a GenBank genome assembly. NCBI's taxonomy places the organism in Eukaryota, Metazoa, Nematoda, Chromadorea, Rhabditida, Strongylidae.